This is a messenger RNA of Metarhizium album ARSEF 1941, 780 nucleotides long. Its product is annotated as 3-ketoacyl-(acyl-carrier-protein) reductase. Gene Ontology annotation, molecular function: oxidoreductase activity, acting on the CH-OH group of donors, NAD or NADP as acceptor. Lineage: Eukaryota; Fungi; Ascomycota; Sordariomycetes; Hypocreales; Clavicipitaceae. Bases 1 to 780 code for a protein of 259 amino acids. The record is from RefSeq and is a predicted model, not a curated record. The transcript has 5 exons.
AUGACUUCCCUCGCAGGCAGACACGCCGUCGUCGUCGGCGCAACGGGCACCAUAGGCAUCCACAUAGCCCGAGCCUUUGCCGCCCAAGGAGCAGUCGUCUCGCUCCUCGGCCGGACAGCCCUCCAAGCACAGUCCAGGCUUGAGCCUCAACUCGCGUCCUACGCAGCACCUCACGGGGGAAACUCGUCGGCCGAUACACCUGCUAGCCACCGGUUCAUAAGGCUAAACGUCGCAGAUAGGGCCAGCAUAGGCCAUGUCUUCGGUCCUCGCGCCUCCCAGCACGUCGAUACGGUUGGGCCACUAGACAUCCUCGUCAACUGCGCCGGCGUUUCUCAGACUACCCUCUUGAAAAGAACUCCGGACGACGAGCUCGCGAGUAUUCUUGACACGAACCUGCUGGCUACCAUGCUCGUGUGCAAGCACGCCAGGCUUCGGCCAAAUGGUUGCAUCAUCAACGUCUCCAGCUUGAUGGCUACGAAAUCCGCCCUGGGUGUCACUGCAUAUGCCGCGUCAAAGGCAGGCGUCGUGGCUUUCACCCGUGCUCUGUGCAGGGAAAUGGCCGCCAAAUCUAUCCGUGUAAAUGCUCUCUUACCAGGUUGGGUGCAGAGCUCCAUGUGGGAUCAUCUGAAACCAGAACUGAAACAGGCGUAUUUGAAAGAUACGCCACUCAACCGCGUAGCACAUCCUGCUGAAGUAGCAGAUGCUGCAAUUUUCUUGGCUUCCAAUGGAUUUGCCAAUAACUGUGUUCUCAAUCUCGAUGGUGGAUUGAGUGCCGCGUGA